AUGUUGUGGCUCAGAGUUUUAUCCCUCAAACAGAAUAACUCUCAACCGUUAACUAUUUCCGAACAAGACAUACUACAACUGAUUCAGACUACGGCGUUUACAGUACCUGAACCCAUUUUCUUACAAUUGCGACACUUAGGAAACGUGCUUACUACUACAAAACAGCACUUAUCUCCAGCAUUUCCACCGCUACCUGAUGUAGCUAUCAAUGGUCAUGGCGGGUACUACGAUGUACUCCAACCACCAGGGCCUAACGUGGAUAGCACUGUACACAAUCUCUACGAAGAAAUUCCAUGUCUAGGAGUCACUAGUGAAACGGUUUAA
Messenger RNA from Macrosiphum euphorbiae (potato aphid), 324 nucleotides. The record is from the annotation of a GenBank genome assembly. NCBI's taxonomy places the organism in Eukaryota, Metazoa, Arthropoda, Insecta, Hemiptera, Aphididae.